AUGGGGGAAGAAUCUGUUGAUAAUAAUCCUCUUAAAAAGAGGCAGAGGAGGAAACGAAAGAAUUUCUUGUCCAACGCCAAGAAAUACGCUAAGAAAGGACAAAUGGGUCGAGGGACUAAGAUCCCGGAAGAACUUUAUCAAUAUUUCGUUGGUAUUUUGGAUGUCAUCAAACAAGGGGUCGAGAAUCCGGAGGAAAGAGAAGCCCUUGUCAACAAUGUUUUGGAGAGAACUAAAGGGGAAGAGUUAAAUGUAGUUGGUAACCAGCUAGGAUGUCGUAUGGUGGAGAUCCUCCUGCCUUAUUCUUCAGCUGAAGACUUGGAACGUUAUAUCGAAGUAUUAUCAGCGGAACUACGACCAUUAUGUUCAGACAAUAUUUCAAGUCAUGUAAUAGAAACAUUACUUAGAGUAGCCUGCGAAAGAGCUACCGAGCACUUACAAAUAAGUGACGAUGAAAAAGUUCCCAAAAAAAAGAAAAAAGUAGAACCCAAGUACAAAGAUGAACAUAUAAAAAAAUGUAACGAAUUCACAUUGAAGAUAUGUAAAUAUGCACUAAAUAAUUUGGAAGAUUUCGUCUGGGAUAAAUAUGCCAAUCAUAUUCUACGCAGUGCUAUCAAAUGUCUCAGCGGCAUAACAUUACUACCAGGAGAGAAACCUAAAGUCAAUAUGUUCAGGGAAACGGUAAAAGAUAAUAAAGGAAUACCUCCGCACCUCACCGAGUUGAAGUACAAAGAAGUUCCCGAUGAAUAUAAAGAGAUUGUUAAAGAAUUUGCCAACAGACUGUCUUCGUGGCCGCAAUUCAAAGAUCUACCGAACCAAAACAUAACAUCGGCGUUGUUACAAGUAUUGUUAUAUGCUGUUAAGAAUGUUGAUGGGAAAAUAUGUAAGAAUUUAGUCAACAAAUUGCUCAAUGAAAGCUUUGCACCAGAAGAUUGGGUUCCGACAGGAGAUGAUGAGAAAAAAGAUGAGAAGGAUCAAAAGACUGGUGAUAAAGAAGCUACAUCUUCAUCGUCAGACUGUCCCUUGCCUCCAGUUUUCAAAACAGAAUCAUCAGUUAGGUUAUUAGAAGCAGCGUUAUUUGUAUCAUCUAAGAAGUCAUACACACAGAUCUACGCCCGCUGCUUCAUAAAUCGUCUCGCCCAACUAUGCACCAUGUCCAUGUUGAAUUUCACUGUACAGAGACUCAUAGAUAACUGUCAGAUCAAAGAGGAAUUUGAACCAAUGUUUGAUGAGCUGUCGAGUCAGUUUAAUUCCAUACUAUCAUGUGGCAAUACUGGUGUGUUGGUAGCUCUAGCUAAGGGAUGUCUUCGGGUCAAAGCUAAACAGAUGCAGAUGAUGAAUAUGUUGGAAACGGUUCUCAACUGUUCUGAUGCUGAACCGAAGCGUUUCAUAAUCCAAUGUCUCCGACUGGCUCCUCUCAGCGACAAAACUAUGGACACUACCAACUACUUCAUACAUGUACAUGGAUCAGUGAUUGUUCAAACCAUGCUUGGAUUCCAGCGGCCCGCUAAGCUAGUGUCUAGUAUAUUGGAGUUGUCUUCGGAGGAAUUGGUUUACAUCUUGUGUGAUCCCAAGGGCUGCCAUAUAGCUGAUGCCUUCACUACACAGAACCUGGUCGGAGUUAAAGCCAGGGACAAAAUGGUGUGGAAGUUGAAGGGCUACUAUCAAAACAUGGCUAUAUCUCAGUAUGGUUCACGAGCCUUCGAACAGAUCUUCGAAGCAGCUUCCAUGGAGCAGAAAGUUAAAAUAAUGAAGGAAAUGUCGGACAAAAGCAAUUUAUUAAAUACAACCAGCUACGGACGACUGAUAGCCACUAAAUUUGAUAUCAGUACAUUCAAGACUUCACAGAAGAAGUGGGAACAGAGCAGGGAAAAGAAACCUGAAUAA
This is a messenger RNA of Danaus chrysippus (African queen), 1884 nucleotides long. NCBI's taxonomy places the organism in Eukaryota, Metazoa, Arthropoda, Insecta, Lepidoptera, Nymphalidae. The record is from the annotation of a GenBank genome assembly.